Blepharisma stoltei is the source of this 9450-nucleotide messenger RNA. The record is from the annotation of a GenBank genome assembly. Lineage: Eukaryota; Ciliophora; Heterotrichea; Heterotrichida; Blepharismidae.
AUGUUGACUCUUCUGGUGCUGUACAUCUUUCUUCUUAUUAUGCUCGCCAAUUCCCAAGAAAUCUUCCAGAAAUCCAGAGAAGGUCUGAUAGAGUGAGAAAAUGAUUUUGUAAUUUCACCUUCAUCUGAAACUUAUUUACUUCACUUUUCCUAUUUAGCGACAAUUAAUGCUCUAGAUUUUUCUAAAAAAUAACAAAUUUUAUUUUUUCUUUAAGUAUCAUUAUUAUAGUAGUAAGGAGUGCGUGUAUUUAAUAGGAGUUAUUAUUUAGCUUAUAAAUUUAGAGAAAAUAUUAAUUAUAAUAUUUCUGAUCAGAAUUUGUUCUGCUCAAAAAUUAAAUUAUUGAAAACUUCUACGUAGAAAAGCUUUAAAAAGUUGAAUUUUUCAGCCAAAAAUAGGUUUAAUAUUAGGGAAGUUAGAAAAUUCAUUGAAUUCAACAUCUCAACCAGCAGUUAUGGACCGAGUUCUUUUGAGUUGUUUCAAAGGCUGCUCGACCUGCUCGACUUCUUCCUUUGAUGGUUGCUUAUCAUGCAAUUCUGGCUAUUACUUAAUUGGAGGGAUGUGUUUGACCUCUUGCCCGACAGGCUGGCCACCAUCUUCAGGGAGUUGCAUUCAAGCCUCAAAUAACAUUUUUGACUUCACCUUUAAUCAAAUUCAAGGAUACUUUGACUUUCCAAAUUAUGAUCUCUAUAUGAUUUGUGGAAGCAACCCUAUUAAAUUUUACCCAGAUUAUGAUAACGAUGACCCAUAUCCCGCUAUUGCUAGUGGCUAUUACUUUAAUCCUAUAUCAUCCUAUAUGCAGAUGCCUCCAAACAGUUGAUCAAAAGAUGAUUUUAUACUGAAUUCCAAUCAUACUUUAUUAAUAUGGCUAUGGAGAAAUAGCCAAACCAGCUUUGAUGUUGACUAUGUACUUCAAAAAAUGGCGCGUGACGGCUCUGAACAAUAUCAUUUAACAAUAAGUCCAACCUCUCUUGAGUAUGCAUUUAUGAUUUAUGGAAAAUCAGGAUCUUCAUAUACCAAUAGCCUUAUAAAGCUCAGUUUUGACAUUUCAGACCCAACAGCCCAAUGGCAAGCCUAUGCAAUAACUUUUGGUUACUAUACUGGGACUUACACCGCGAGCUAUUUUGAAAAUAACAUAAAAAAGGACAUUAAGUCUUCAAGCAACCCUGGGUGAAGCUUUCAGUGAUUUCCAGAAACUCAAUUUUUAGUUGGCUACGUCUCUGAUUCUAUGCUAGGACUAGACGGCUGAAUCGGAGAAAUCUCAAUAUAUUCAAGUAUCCUUUCAUGAGGCGAUAUUUCGGCCACUUAUGGCACUUCUUGUAGCACUUGUGGUUCGCUAAAUCUAUGUCCAGUCUCGACAAGUGCUUGUUUUUCUACAUGUGGGCUUAGCAGCUAUCAAACAGGGAGCAUUUGUGGGGAUUGUUCAGCAUCAUGCACACAGCCUUGUGCCUAUGCCGAUAGAUGUACCUUGUGUGGUUCUGAAUGUGCAAGUUAUUGCAGCGGAUACACCAAUUCAGAUUGUCAAUAUUUUAGUUGCACUGGCUGUUUAACGUGCUCAGGGCCUGAAUUUUAUAAAUGCUUAUCCUGUGAAACGAAAUAUCUGCUAAAAGGACUUUGUGUAGACAAAUGCCCAGGGAAAAAUUCUAAUCAACCUUCAACAGGAGGAGCAGAAUGCGAUUCAAGUCCUGGCUAUGAUCUUAUUUUACAGUCAAUUGGAUAUACCUUACCUGAUUCCACUGGUAAUUAUCUUUUCGUUCCAAGCCAAACAUCUGGUCCUGGUUAUGACCCUAUUCCAGUGUAUAAGCGAGGAUUUUAUUUCAAUGGUGCUACUAGCUACAUAUAUACGUCUUUGUCAGGCCGGCUUAGAUUCGAUAUUGAGCAUACCCAGUCUUUCUGACUCAAAACUCAGAGUUCUGAUACCCAAACACUUCUCUGCAAACAAGAUUUUGCUACAACUAGCGUAAAUUUGCAUUUGCAGUUAGUUAAUUUGCAGUUAUAUACUCGCAUUCAACUUUCUGAUCAGACAAAUACUGCUUUAGUCGAGAAUACAUUGUCAUCUGUAACUAUAUAGCCUAGAAGUGCCUUUAGCCUGCUUUGAUUGAGAUAUUUCUUUUCAAUUUUUUAGAUAUUCUAAUCCCAAGGCUAAAUUAUCUAAAGUCGUCUAUGAGCUAUAACUCAAGACACAUGACAGUUUUUAGUCGUUAUUUUCAGAUUUAUUAAGGGCUCUACAUAUUGGCAAGCUUGCAUUUUUAGCGCCUGCUCAGGUUUCACAAAAAUAGGUGAUGGCUAUUUUUAUGAUAUAAUAGGUUUUGCUUAUUAUGGAGUGACUUUUCUUGGAAAUGUAAAAAGCGAUUAUUUUAAUGGCUUUAUUUAUGAAAUGACUUAUGACACAGGGGCAUGAAGCACUUAUGCUGUCUCUCAAAAGUAUCAAACAACCUGCAAUGGAGGGUGCAACACAUGUCCAAAGGGUGGCCAAUGCUUGGUAGAUUGUGCAUGAAAUGAAUAUUAUGACGAUAAUGCAGUCAGCUGUAUGGCUUGCUUAAGCUCUUGCCAAAAUGGAUGCACUAAUGGCGACAAUUGCAACUUAUGUACCAUUACUGGAUGUCAGACAUGCUCGAAAUUUACUACUUGCGAUGAGUGCUAUGGUGGAAUAUGUAUUAAAAUUGCGUGGUGAGCUUUAAUUCCUCCUAAAAUCUGUAGCCGAAGAGCCGAAGUAGGGCUGGAGACUUAAAGAGAAAAUGGUGUCGAGAAGUGUGUAUCAGGCCGAGUUUUACCGGCCAGGUGCAUGCCAUAUAAUCAGGAUAUUUUGAUAGUACGAUAUUUGCUUGGGGAAAUUUGGUGAAGCAACAAAGGCUGAGCUAUACCCUGCCAUAGAAGAGCUUGGUCACAUGCCAUGUGCCAACUCAGAUUGCUUUCCAGAAAAUUAGAAAUAUUGAGACUUCCAGUAGCAAGAGCAUGCUCUUGCCCAAAGAAGCAACCUACUGGAAGGCUGUGCACGGAAUGAUGAGCACGCUGUGAAGCAUUAAUGAAGGCAAGCAGUUUAAGGGAACUUUUUAUAUAAGCUUAAUGUUAAUGCUAUGCUGGAACAGUUAGAAAUGAUAAUGAAUGCAUAUGUAUAGAUGGGAAAAUUUGGAAUUCCAAAACAAAUACAUGUGAUAACCCUUGCUUUAAGUCAUGCAGCACCUGCUCGACUGCUAAUAUGGAUCAAUGCUUAAGCUGUAAUUCAGGGUAUUCAUAUUAUAAUGGCUUUUGUGUGCCAAAUUGUCCUAUUGGAUAUUCUAUAGAUGUGGGGUCCUGUACAACUAAUAAUCCUAGCAUGCUCGUUACCAACUGAGAGUUUACAAAAGCCACAAAUACAGUGGAUGAUGUAAUUAGUAGCUAUCCAAUAUAUAUGGGAGCAUCAGAUUCAUAUUAUCCAACAUAUGACACAAAUGAUCCAUGGAUUCUUCCCUACAGAGGUCUCUAUUUUGGCGGAAAAUCAGUUGCUACUCUAAAUGUUCCAUCAAACUCGCAAGCAACGAGAAUUUCUCUUGGACUUAGCCAUACAAUUGAUAUAUGAACUAUGGUUUACUCAAGUACUUCAAAUGGACAAAUUUUUGGUUUUUAUUUAUUAGACAGUAGCCUUGUAGAAAUUAGCGCUCUACAAUAUAACAGCACUCAUUUCUAUUUUCAUGCUGUUUACACCCUCCAAAAAUUAGAUAAUUCAGGCUGAGAUACACUUACAGCGGAUAGUUCUUAUUAUGCUUAUUCUACAUGGCAAAGAUUAGUAUUAUCUUACUCCUACACUAAUGGAAAAUCUACAGCAAUGCUAUUUGUAAAUACUAAUCUUGAAAAAAGUUUAUCAAUUGACAGCUAUUGCUUUUAUGAUGACUAUAGCUAUAUUGCUUCCUUAGGAAAGACAUCUUCAAACCUAUAUGGCUAUAUUUAUUCUCUUAGACUCUACAAUUAUGCAAUGGAUUCAGUUAGUUCUUGGACUUCAUCGUGUGGUUAUCCAUAUUGUGCAGAUGAUAACUCUAACUCCCCCCAUCCUUGAUUGAACGAUUGACUGUAAAAAUUCCUAAAAAUUUGGGAAAUUAAACCUAUCCUUGAUCGAACAUUUUCAUAUCAUGCAAAUUUUUAUAUAUAUAAAAAUAUAUUAGUUAUCAAAAGCUUGGGAAGAUGUACCUAAUGAAGUUGUUUUCAGAGACUUUGAGACGACAGAAAGUUAUGAAAUCAACCAUCCAAAGUGAUUUAGUCAUCAACCUAGGCUUAAAAACUCAAUAAUCUAAUAAAAUAGAGAUUCUUUAAAAUUUAAAAAAAAAAUGUUUUAAUUCAAUAAGGAACAAACUAAAAUUUAUACAGUUUAAAGGGGUGACUAAUAAAUCAAAAUAUUAAAAAUUGAUAUUUUAUGAAAUUAAUUCAAUUUUUUGCUGUAAAAAUAAUUAUUAAAUACUCUUAACCCUCUUAUUUAAAAGUAAAAAUAAAAAAAAUUAAAUAAUUAUUUUUUUAUUUUAUAUAUAAUUUUUUUUUUUCCCAAAAAAAUUUUUUUUUAACCCCCAUCCUUGAUCGAACGAUGGCGAGCCGUUCGAUCAAGGAUGGAGGGGAGUAAGCUAAUUAAUUGUGUAUAUUUGGGAUACUACGAUGAAUCUUCUAAAACCUGUAAAAGUUGUGACACAAGCUGCACUAAUGGAUGCAUAAGAGGAAAAGUGUCAUGCAGCUUAAACCAAGACCCUCUUUGUGAUACUUAUACUGGAGUAACACCAGAAGAUUGCACUGCAUGCAUAAGUAAUGCUUAUAACGCUCCUCCAUGCAAAUGCAAUAGUGGAUUUGUGUAUGACUCGACGACAGAAACUUGCAUGUGUAAGACAGGCUAUCAAUAUAUGAAUGGCAAUUGUGUAGCUUGUGAAAGAUUUUUGCAGCCCUCUGAACUCACUGGAUAUUUUACUGCUACGUUUGUGAGAAUCGUUGUGGAUCUUGCAAUAUCAGUGAAUACUACAAAUUUGGCUUGUGAAAAAGUAUUUGCUAGUGAUACCAUUGCAAAAUUCGGAAGCGGCUAUGUGUGCUACUUUGAUUCUCAAGCAAAAAAGAUUACUGUGGAUCUUGGUGAUAGAUUUACACUGACUAAUGAAAUAAUCAAAAUUACGAAUGGAGCACUAAAAGGAAUGAACCCACAAUGCGGAUACUUCCCUUAUGAUCUAAGCACAACUUUAACAUACUCUGCUUCUUUACCCUAUCCAUCUGCAAGAAUUGAUGCUCCAGGAGCAGUUCUAUAUAAUUGUCAAGAUUUACACAUUUCAGGAAGUAAGUCAACUGGAGGUGUGAAGUCAAGCCUAUACUAUAAAUGAACAAUAAUAUCAGAUCCUAGCUUGGCAACUUUAUCUAAAUAUAAUACUGCUUUCCAACAAACAACUUCUGAAUUCACUAUAUCCAGAAGUGACUUAUCAAAUUCCGCCAUCACUAUAACGUUGACGGUAAAGAACAAAUUUAAUAAUGAAAAUUCAGCUUCUGUCACUGUAACUUCCAUAAAUGAUGGCUUAUCAGUAAAUUUCGACAAAUCUAUAGACUAUCAAGCUGUGGCUACUGAUUUUAAAGCAUAUGCAAUUGGCUCAAUUUCGUCAUGCAGCUCAUAUAAUAAUUUGAGCCUAAAAUGGAAAUUGGUAAGCACUGAAGGCAAUUUUUCAGCAAUAAAUGAGCAAGCAAUCUGGGGGAGCCAAACAGGGGAUUCUUUAAUCAAUAUUCCACAGAAAAGCAUACCUCCUUAUACAAACGCAACUUUUGCAGUUGAGGCAGCAGAUUCAGCCUUGAGUAUGCAAGGCUCGAAUACGAUCGAUAUUUCUAUAAUUCCAGCUCCUCCUAUAGUAGAAUUUUCUCGAACAAAUGGCAGUGCCGAUAUUGGAAGUUCGCUCUCUAUUAAUGCAAACUCAAGUUAUGACCCUAAUGAAGACAAAACCCUCAAUUUCGAAUGGUCCUGCACUCAAGGAAACUCUGACUGCAGCUCACUUAUUCCAGAUGUGAAGGCAUCAAACCUAAACAUUCCUUCAAAUACACUGCAAACAGGAAAAGAAUAUCAAUUUGAAUUAGCAGCUGUUGCUGAUUUUUCUACACGGAGACAGCUAAGAGAUGAUAGGUUUCUAUCGAGCAGGAGUACUCAGACUAAAGAAAUCGUAACAAUAAGUACAGUGAGCUAUUCUACUCCUACUUUAACAAUUUUAAACCCUCUAACUCAAUCUCAACCAUCAGUUGUUACAGCAAACACAAUGGUGCUAUUUCAAGCCAAGAUAAAUGGAGAUACCCAAAAUCAAUAUACUUAUCAAUGAAGCGUAGACAACACAAAUACUAUUAAAUUUUCAACGCCUCUUACUCAAUUGUUUAUAUCUAUAGAUGAAGGCACGUUAGAAACCAGACACACAUAUACUCUUACUCUAUCUGUUUACGAUGGAACUAAUUAUUCAUAUUUCAACUAUGUUUUUUACGUAAAUUCUCCUCCAUAUUCAGGAACUUUAACAGUGACUCCUACAAGUGGUACAGAACUGGAAACUGUUUUUAAAAUGGAAGCACUUGGGUGGGUUGACGAUGAAAGCAAUCUGCCUAUUUCUUAUUCUUUUGGGUACCUUACUGGAAGCAACGAUGCUUACUUGAAUUUCAAAAACCAAAGCACUACUUAUUUUUCAACCUUCCCAUAUGUUGGCAGUUCUCUCACAGUUUUUGUAGAUGUUUAUGACAGUUUAAGAGCUUCUUCAAGAAAAACUAGCAGCAUUAGCAUUUCAGUCAAUACAAAUUUAGACCAGGAAGGAUUGUUUUCUAAUUAUACAAACUAUGUAAACUCAAUAGCAUCAAAUCCGCAAUCAUAUCCUGGAGUGAUUUCUGCUUUGUGCACAUCGAUACUGAACAGAGAUUAUUGGCUAGCAGGAAAUUUUAAAGUUCCGUCUUCUGCGUCACUUUCUUUUUAUGAAAAUGUUGUUGAGUCAACCCUUAGCUGAACAGAGAAAUUAAUCAAAAAUAGCCAAUUUGAUAGCCAAUCUGUGUCUGUUUUUUCAAAUUUACUAUCAAUGAUAACUUUUAACCCUUAUUUAAAUAGCAGCAAUACUGAAAGCAGGGUUUGUGAAAUGAUUAUUAGUAUCUUUGGCAAUAUCCCUAUCUCUCAAAUGCUGCAAAGGCAGCAGCCAUAUAAGUAUUUCACAGCGACUAGCCAAGCACACUUGUAUAAUUCAACCAGCAUAGUUACAAAUAAAGUAGAUCUAGAAAAUGCUGUUGAAGCACUCAAUAGCAUUGAAAAUCUGGUACUUGCACAAAUGGUUUUAAGUGAAAUCCGCAAUAUAACUGUGAGCAAUCUUGGUAUAACAAUGACUGUGAUGGCUUUAAGCGAUAUGAAUGGAUACACAUUUGUAUCAAGUAAUGGGAAAGCCUCCAUAACUUUUCCAACUGAUUUUUCAACUAAAAUGGCAACAAUUACAGAUGAGGAUUUUGUUAAUCUCGCUCUCUCAGUCUUUGAUUGUCCGAAUAAUCCAAACAAUUUAUCUUCUUCAGUUGUAGAUUUCACUAUGUAUGGCCAUACAUCUAAUCAGGAAAUAACUGCCAAUUUAACAACUUCAAACAUUUUAGUCCAAAUCCCUGUAUGGAACAUAAAAUACUCUAACUAUACGCCUCAAUGUGUAUUUUUAGAUACUAAAACAAUGAACUGGAGCACGGAAGGAUGCACAAGAUAUAAAAUUAACUCAUAUGAUAUCAUUUGCAGCUGCAAUCACUUUACAACUUUCGCAGCACUCAAUGCUGCAAGUUCCACACUUGUAGACUCAAAUAUAGGAGACACUGUAAAUGCUGCUGCCUGGAGCAAGAUAAAUUCGUCGAAUGCGAUUGGCCUUUAUUUCUGUAUUGUUACUUUGGCUGUGUAUGGAAUUUUUGGAUAUUUUGCAUAUAAGAAAGAUAGAAAAGAAGAAUUAGAAGAAGAAAAACUAAGGAGGAAACUGAUGGGAGAUCCUUUAAAACUUGAAAAAAUUUCCACAAGAUGAGGAAAGAAUGAUGGCAUAGAUGAAGCAUUAAAUAAUAAAACUGAGAAAAAGAAAUGUUGGCCUUGUAAAAAAGCUCAGCAAAACAGUAAUUAUGAAGAUGUAUACAGUGCUCCCAAGGAAGUCUUUGUUUACACAUUUCCAUCUGAUAUGAGUGGUGAUGAUACAGUUAAUAAAGAUGAUAAAAAUACUCUAAUAAAGAGAUGGUUUCAAAUCUUGCUAGAAAAACAUGAGCUACUUAAUAUCAUGUUUGCAAAAGUGCCUCAAAGGCCAAGCUUUAGCAGACUUACUUUAUUUUUCUUGGGCCUAUUAGGCCAAAUGUUCUUUAUAGGCAUGUUUUAUCAGGAUACAAAAUCCUCAGAUGAUACCAUUACGACCAAUUCAACAAAUACAACUGAGUCAACUAAUUCAGAUGACAAUUCAAGCUCAGAUUCUCCUAUCGAUUAUAGCUGGUCAGAUUUCUGGAUUAUGGUUUGGUCUUCUUUAUUUAUGAUCGUUAUAACAAUGGUCCUCAAUUAUUUUCUGCAGGAAAAGCUAAUAGAUAUCCAUAUGACUGCUCUCCAGUAUAAAACUGUACUUACUGCCCCCCCCCAUCCUUGAUCGAACGACUCGCCAUCGUUCGAUCAAGGAUGGGGGUUAAAAAAAAUUUUUAUAUAUAAAAUGAAAAAGAUAUAUAUAUAGAUUUUUUUUAUUUACUUUAAAUAAGAGGGUUAAGAGCAUUUAAUAAUUAUUUUUACAGCAAAAAAUUGAAUUAAUUUCAUAAAAAUACCAAUUUUUAAUAUUUUGAUUUAUUAGUUACCCUUUUAAACUGUAUAAAAUUUUUAUUUAAAUUAAAUAUUUUUUAAAAAAUUUAAAGAAUCUCUAUUUUAUUAGAUUAUUGAGCUUUUAAGCCUAUGUUGAUGUCUAAAUCACUUCGGAUGGUUGAUUUCGCAGCUUUCUGUCGCCUCAAAGCUCUGAAAAACAACUUCAUUAGGCACAUCUUCCAAAGCAUUUGAUAACUAAUAUAUUUUUUAUAUAUAUAAAAAUUUGCAUGAUAUGAAAAUGUUCGAUCAAGGAUGGGUUUAAUUUCCCAAAUUUUUAGGAAUUUUUACAGUCAAUCGUUCGAUCAAGGACCGGGGGGGGAGUUAGGAGAAACAAAAUUAAAAGAUGAAUUGGAAUUAUUUUAGCUUGGGGCAUUAUUUUUUAUUUUUGUUGGAGCAUAGCUCUAUAUGCAAUACAAUUUAAGCAGUCAGUCAGCAAAACUUGGGUUUUAAAUACAGGAAUCAGUUAUUCAGUUAAUAUAUUUUUUACUUCAAUAGUCAAAGCAGCAGCGGUUUCUUUUAUAGUGAUGAAAUUGAUGGAUUUCUAUGAAAAAUAUAAAUUAAAGAAAUAUCGAGAAAAUAACGAGCUAGAUAGCGAGGAGGAUACAGCUGAUACACCAAACUCUGCAGGAGAGAGAGGAAGUGCUAGAGAGGUUAAAGAUAGUUAA